CUUAACAAAGGCACAAGGGCUGCACGUUCUUGUGUCAUUGUAGUGACAGACAGCUAUAAUGUCUUUAUUUGACACAGAUGUGGCAUCUGACGUCGAGGGUUUGAGCUCGGGUACUACCACCGAUUGUGCAAUAUCAAGCAAUAUGUAUCACCACAACUGAAUAUGGCCCGCAAACUAUCUUUCAAAUUGAUCGACAAACAACCUGGACUUCAUGGAUCAGCAAGCAGAUUUGAGGGGACGCGUGAAGUUCGAUUGCAUCCUGUCAAACUCAGAGCGGUUGAUGGUGUGAUCAGGGGGCAAAAGUGGCGCUGCGGAGAAGCUGCCCUCGUCUUCAACAACAGUGAAGGGCCUCUUCAUACCCUUUGUGCAUGGGUGCAAGCUCCUAGCGCGAUUGUUUGCCCUCUGAAGCUCCCGCUUCUUGAGUAGUCGGAGGUCGCUCUUGGAACAACUAGAAAGAAUAGUGGCUUAAGCAAUGAGAGGGCUGUUUCUCUGGGUUCAAUAACACGUAGAAAACUAGCAAAGGCAUUUCCCCUCCCACAAUGGACCCGCGACCUGGUGACGACGAUGACAUGUUUCAGGAGGCGGCGUUUCCCCAGGACCUCGGCCCGCCCCAGGAGUUUGAGAACGAGUCGUCCGACAGCGAGGAUGCCUUCCCGAAAGAGCUUCUGGAAAAGGAGCUCGGAUUUGAUGAGGCAGACAGCGGCGAUUUGGGGGAGGAAGAAGGGGACUGCAUCCCUGAACCAAAAGAGGUGCUCCCGAAGGAGCCCCUCGCCCCACUCAAGUCAGAAAAUGCAGCUGGUGUAGAAAAGUGCGGUCCUGACGAAGGCCCCCAAGAACCGGGUGUCUUAGAAGAGCCGGAGGAUUGCCCAGGCCCCUCUAAGCCCACAGACUCAGGGUCUAUGGGCAACUUUUUCAGGGAGGGGAAGCUGUUUGCGGGGGGCCGGGCGGGCAGCCCUCAGCAGGGGGCGUGCCUUGACGACCUCAGCGAGGACUUGCUGAUCAAGAUUUUCAGCAUGGCCGAUUUGUCUGUACGCGAGCUUUGCACCUACUCGACCGUCUGCCGGAAGUUUAAGCGGGUCUGCUACGGGGCGAAUCUGUGGGAGCGGGUGACGUUAGGACGGGAGGUCAACAAUUGCACCCUGCACAAGAUCGCCAAGCGGUGCUCCUCGCUCACGGAGCUGCGAAUUGAGAAGGUGCAGAAGAUUCAUGGUUUGCGAUCGGUGUUCCGCGCGUGCGGGCAGAGCCUGAAGAAGCUCAAGAUAUCGUGGGAGAGCAACAGCGGCUCUGGUUUUGCAUUUCUGGUUCUGUGGAUGGUCAGCCGCGACUGCCGCGAGCUCGACUGUGUGGAGCUGACGUCGAGCGCGCGCUCCGCCUACAGCAUGGGCCUUGAGUACGGCCCCAUUUGGUGCCUCACCGUUGGCUGCCCCUCCAUGCGGACCUUCAUCGACUUCUGCGGCCGCUCGACGACCGAUAACACGCUCAACUUAAUCGGGCGCGCGUGGAAGGACCUCACGACACUUGCGAUCCAUGGGGUCAUGUUCACGAUGCGGGGGCUUAUCCAACUCCGGGGAUGCACCAAACUGCAAAGUUUGGAGGUUUGUGACGGGAAGCUGGGUUUGAUCGGGGACGCGCUCGAGCCACGGCAGCCGGGGUUCAUGUUGCACGACACGCUGGAAAGGAUAACAUUCAACCGGACGCCGCUGUCGACGGACGAAGUCAAAUUGCUACUGCGGGCGUGCCCUGCGCUGAAGCGCGUCGAAGUGAAGGGGCUGAGUAACGCCAUUACGGGCGUGGGCGAGGAGGCGCAGGUGGAGUUGCGCGCGGUGAAGAAGCGGAUUGCAGACUUUGGGGCGUUGAACGUGCUACCGGCGUUCAAGGCUCGGGGGCUGGUUGUGUAUGCAGAGUAGAGUAAAAUUAGGAUGGAGUUUGGCCAUGCGGAUAGUGUUAUUCGUCCAAGGGUGGUUUAUGCUUUACUCUUGGACGAUCUGUGAGCUGGGAGGUGCAUCAUAAGAUUGCAUCUGUGUUAGGCCAGCCUCCGAAGCUCCUGGGGUGACACCCUCCCUGUGGACGAGUGUUUGCAAGUAGAGUUCGUUCAUUCUAGUCAGUUUGCAGGGAGUUGACUAAGGAACUAACCAUUCCGCGGCAACAAAACUACUGUAUGCUCCCAUAAUCUGAGUUUUAGAUUGUCUACGGUGUCCGCGAC
Klebsormidium nitens is the source of this 2203-nucleotide messenger RNA. NCBI's taxonomy places the organism in Eukaryota, Viridiplantae, Streptophyta, Klebsormidiophyceae, Klebsormidiales, Klebsormidiaceae. The record is from the annotation of a GenBank genome assembly.